Vitis vinifera (wine grape) is the source of this 1777-nucleotide messenger RNA. RefSeq lists its product as uncharacterized. NCBI's taxonomy places the organism in Eukaryota, Viridiplantae, Streptophyta, Magnoliopsida, Vitales, Vitaceae. The record is from RefSeq and is a predicted model, not a curated record. The transcript has 6 exons. Bases 69 to 1634 code for a protein of 521 amino acids.
UUGAGGAUUAAUUCUGAACAUUUUCAAAUUGAAGUGGAAAGAGGGUCAUCUUGGAUCAGGAGAAGGCAAUGGGGAAGGUUGUUCGUAAUAGGAAGUUGUCCCAUACGGGAGAGACGGCUCCUAAUCAAAAUUAUGGAGCUGGUUUGGCUGGUCCCUUCAAGAAAGGUGCUACCGUGACGGUUUCUCUCUUCACCAUCAUCCUGAUCUUCAUUGGAGCUCUCGUUUCCACCCGAUGCAUUAAUGUUUCUAUUCUCACAGGAGAUUUUUUGAAGAAUACUAGUCCAACAAAGCUCCAUAGUCAGAAAUUUGAGUAUUCUCUGAAUUGCAGAGAGGGAAACAUGUCACAGACCUGCCCGGUUACUGGACCGGUGGCAUUUGAGCCCGGUGAACCGCCCAGUGAGACCUGCCCAGAAUACUUUCGGUGGAUCUACGAAGAUCUGAGGCCAUGGAUGGACACGGGGAUCACGAGAGCCAUGGUGGAAAAAGCAAGGCCUGCUGCAAGUAUCAGGAUUGUGGUGGUUGAUGGCAAGGUUUAUGUGGAAAAGUACAAGAGGGUGAACCGCAAUAGAGAUGAGUUCACCAUAUGGGGCAUUCUGCAGCUGCUGAGGAUGUAUCCGGGGAAGCUUCCGGACUUCGAUUUGAUGUUUGAAUGCCGCGACAGACCGAUGAUAAGGACACAUUUAUACCAAGGACCUGAUGCCACUGUUCCACCACCAUUGUUUCAUUACUGUGGAGAUGAUGAAACGUAUGAUAUUGUCUUCCCGGACUGGUCAUUUUGGGGUUGGCCAGAGACCAACAUAAAACCAUGGAAUGGCUUUAAAAAGGACCUGAAGGAGGGCAACUACAGAACCAAGUGGAUAGAUAGAGAACCCUACGCUUAUUGGAAAGGAAAUGUCAAGAUGGGUGUGGUCAGAAAAGAGCUUUUCAAAUGUAGAAACACCGAUGAACAAGACUGGAAUGCUCGUCUUUAUAUAAUGGACUGGGGUCGAGAGGUUCAAAGUGGAUUCAAAACUUCAGAUUUAGCAAGCCAAUGCACUCAUAGAUACAAGAUUUAUACCGAGGGAAUUGCAUGGUCAGUUAGUGAAAAAUACAUUCUAGCUUGUGAUUCUGUGACCCUGCUUGUCAAGCCUCAAUACUAUGAGUUCUUCACAAGAAGUUUACAGCCUCUGGUCCAUUACUGGCCUAUAAAACACAAGGACAUGUGCAAAUCCAUCAAGUUUGCCACUGACUGGUGCAACAACCAUACAGAGAAGGCACAGAAGAUAGGAAAGGCGGGGAGCAGCUUCGUCCAAGAGGAGAUAAAGAUGAAAUUUGUGUAUGACUACAUGUUCCAUCUGUUGUCCAUGUACGCAAAGCUGCUUAAAUACAAGCCAACUGUGCCUCCAAUGGCUGUGGAGUUCUGCCCAGAGAUGAUGGCUUGCGCUGUUGAAGGGUUGGAGAAGGAUUAUAAGCUCCAAAGCAUGGUGAAGAGUCCUUCGGAUACAGGUCCAUGCAUCAUGCCUCCUCCCUUUAGUUCAGCAGAACUCAAAGAUGUGCUUGAGAAGAAAGACCAUGUGAUGAAGCAAGUGGAGACAUGGGAAGAAAGUGGAAGUGUUGGAGAAGAGACCAUUGCAAAUAUUCUGAAGGCAAAAUGACUAAAUUUUGUAUAUAAUGUAGAUGAGAAAAGAGUUCUCUUUGUGUCCUUUUCAUGUUACUUAUUCUUAGGAACCAAACAUGUAAAUUUUCUCAUGCAUAAGCAUUGUUGACUAAUAAAUAGAUCAAGAUCUCUUGGAUGUAA